This is a messenger RNA of Brassica oleracea var. oleracea, 756 nucleotides long. RefSeq lists its product as uncharacterized. The transcript has 2 exons. NCBI's taxonomy places the organism in Eukaryota, Viridiplantae, Streptophyta, Magnoliopsida, Brassicales, Brassicaceae. The record is from RefSeq and is a predicted model, not a curated record. The coding region runs from base 1 to 756 and encodes 251 amino acids.
AUGUGUAAGGGAUUCGGCUCAACCCUGAUCGGACCCGCGUUUCAAUGGUACAUUAAUCUACCUAUCGGAUCCAUAUCUUCGAUUGCAACUCUCAGCGAUGGGUUCGUGGAGCAGUUCGCAAGUAGCCGGAACAUGGAGAAAACCUCGGACAGCCUCUAUGAAAUCCUCCAGCAUCAGGUCGAACCCCUUCGCGAUUACAUAGAUUGGUUCAAUCAGGAAAAGGUAUCGAUUCCUGAAUGCAACGUCACCACAGCAAUCUCAGCCUUCAAAAGAGGCCUGCUCCCAGACAUGGAUCUCUACAAGGAACUGACCAAGUAUCAGUGUAAAACUAUGGAAGACGUAUUAUCCCGAGCCUGGGCCCAGGUACAUGAGCCGUCCACCGAGAGAGCGGAAGGGAUGUCGGUGUCUAACUGGCCAGAUAUCUCACACUUGUCUGUAUCCCAACCAGAGCUAAUCAACGCCCUAAGGCAGAUGGGUCAACAGGUUAAAUGGCCACCGAAGAUGAGGGUACCCGAUUCCUUCCAGAACCCCAACCUCUUGUGUGAGUUCCAACGUGACCAUGGUCACAAGACGGAUGAUUGCGUCGCAUUGAAGAUCGAAGUCAACGAACUACUCCAAAAGGGAUACCUUCGGGAGUUCCUCUCAGAAAAGGCGAAGAACCUCCUAACCAGAGCCGUCCACUCGAGAGAGCGGAAGGGAUGUCAGUGUCUACCUUGCCAGAUAUCGCACACUUGUCUGUAUCCCAACCAGAGCUAA